AUGACUGAUGCCCAAAUGGCCGAUUUUGGGGCUGCGGCCCAAUACCUACGCAAGUCAGAGAAGGAGCGUCUGGAGGCCCAGACCCGGCCCUUCGACAUCCGCACUGAGUGCUUUGUGCCUGACGACAAGGAGGAGUUCGUCAAGGCCAAGAUCACUUCCCGGGAAGGUGGCAAGGUCACUGCUGAAACAGAGAAUGGCAAGACGGUGACAGUGAAGGAAGAUCAGGUGAUGCAGCAGAACCCACCCAAGUUUGACAAGAUUGAAGACAUGGCCAUGCUGACCUUCCUCCAUGAGCCUGCCGUGCUCUACAACCUCAAGGAGCGCUAUGCAGCAUGGAUGAUCUAUACCUACUCGGGCCUCUUCUGUGUCACUGUCAACCCCUACAAGUGGCUUCCAGUGUACAAUGCCGAGGUGGUGGGGGCCUACCGGGGCAAGAAGAGAAGCGAGGCGCCACCCCACAUCUUCUCCAUCUCUGACAAUGCUUAUCAGUACAUGCUGACAGACCGGGAAAACCAGUCCAUUCUAAUUACCGGAGAAUCUGGGGCUGGGAAGACUGUGAACACAAAACGUGUCAUCCAGUACUUUGCCAGCAUCGCAGCCAUAGGAGACCGUGGCAAGAAGGACAACGCUAAUGCAAACAAGGGCACCCUGGAGGACCAGAUCAUUCAGGCUAACCCUGCCCUGGAGGCCUUCGGCAAUGCCAAGACUGUCCGGAAUGACAACUCCUCCCGCUUUGGGAAAUUCAUCAGGAUCCACUUUGGAGCCACUGGAAAGUUGGCUUCUGCAGACAUAGAGACUUAUCUCCUGGAGAAAUCCCGGGUGAUCUUUCAGCUGAAGUCUGAGAGGAACUACCACAUCUUCUACCAGAUCCUGUCCAACAAGAAGCCAGAGCUUCUGGACAUGCUGCUGGUCACCAACAACCCCUACGACUACGCCUUCGUGUCUCAGGGAGAGGUGUCUGUGGCCUCCAUCGAUGAUUCCGAGGAGCUCAUGGCCACUGAUAGUGCCUUUGACGUGCUGGGCUUCACUCCUGAGGAGAAGGUUGGUGUCUACAAGCUGACAGGUGCCAUUAUGCACUAUGGAAACAUGAAGUUCAAGCAGAAGCAGCGAGAGGAGCAGGCUGAGCCUGAUGGCACUGAAGAAGUGGAGGAGGCAGUGCAGGAGUGCAGGAAUGCUGAGGAGAAGGCCAAGAAGGCCAUCACAGAUGCUGCCAUGAUGGCAGAGGAGCUGAAGAAGGAGCAGGACACAAGUGCCCACCUGGAGCGCAUGAAGAAGAACAUGGAGCAGACCAUUAAGGACCUGCAGCACCGACUGGACGAGGCCGAGCAGAUUGCCCUCAAGGGUGGCAAGAAGCAACUGCAGAAGCUGGAGGCCCGGGUGCGGGAGCUGGAGAAUGAGCUGGAAGCCGAGCAGAAGCAUAAUGUUGAGUCUGUCAAGGGCAUGAGGAAGAGUGAGCGUCGUAUCAAGGAGCUCACCUACCAGACAGAGGAGGACAAGAAGAACCUGCUUCGGCUGCAAGAUCUAGUGGACAAGCUGCAGCUGAAGGUCAAGGCCUACAAGCGCCAGGCUGAGGAAGCGGAGGAACAGGCCAACACCAACCUGUCCAAGUUCCGAAAGGUGCAACACGAGCUGGAUGAGGCAGAGGAGCGGGCAGACAUUGCCGAGUCUCAGGUCAACAAGCUUCGGGCCAAGAGCCGUGACAUUGGCGCCAAGAAAAUGCAUGAUGAAGAGUGA
This is a messenger RNA of Chrysochloris asiatica (Cape golden mole), 1734 nucleotides long. Its product is annotated as myosin-6-like. The record is from RefSeq and is a predicted model, not a curated record. Lineage: Eukaryota; Metazoa; Chordata; Mammalia; Afrosoricida; Chrysochloridae. Gene Ontology annotation, cellular component: myosin complex. Gene Ontology annotation, molecular function: ATP binding; cytoskeletal motor activity; actin filament binding. The transcript is spliced from 15 exons. The coding region runs from base 1 to 1734 and encodes 577 amino acids.